Molecule: messenger RNA, 1033 nt
Organism: Danaus plexippus (monarch butterfly)
Lineage: Eukaryota; Metazoa; Arthropoda; Insecta; Lepidoptera; Nymphalidae
Exons: 4
Coding region: 230-952 (240 amino acids)
Source: RefSeq, a predicted model, not a curated record
GUGUUGUUUAAAAAAUAUUUUCCGAAAAUGUCAUCAAACUUCAAAUCCAAUACAAAAAUUUAUACAAUAAAAAAAUUUAACCAAAGGACUGCAAACAUAUGAAAUGUAAAAAAAAUGUAAUAAAAAAAAAUUGUACUACAACAAUAUUACAAUGUCCCAGUAAAUCAAUACAAAGUUUCCAAUCACCUUGAAAUACAGUUCAAUAAUGUGGAAAUAAAAUUACAUUGCAAUGAAUUCACUCAUGACAAAAGAGGAAAGUUACGCGGAACGGAGAAAGCUUUUUAAAAACAUUUGGGAGACUUCGAUGAACGUGGAUGAGAAAGAAGAUAUUUUGACCAAACCUAAGGUCAUCAAAACAUUACGGCUCGAUGAAUUAGACCGAAUUGGUGGAAAGAAGAAAAAACAAAAAAUUAAGAAUCUAAGAAACGUAUGUAACAAACUGUUAGAUUUCUGCGAUCGUCAAGAUGCAGACGAUUUGUUCUAUGCACAGAUGGCAACCCAGAACAAAGAACAACCGAAGAUAGAAAUCGAAACCAGUGGAAAGAAGAAGAAAGUAAUUAAAGUUAAAAGAAAAAUUAAAAAGGCCAAAAGUAUGUUUUCGCACAACAAUGAAAUGUCUUUAGCGCGGGCAACUACCUCGGAAAGAAAGGAUGACCUGAUAAAAUUCAAGACAGCCUCAAGAUAUACAUCGCCAUUAAAAUUUAAAAGAUUAUCUGAAGGUGUUGAUUCAAAAACAACUAAAAACAGAAGAACUCCUCGUGUGACUAUAAAUAAUAACAUAUCCGGGGAUAGAAACGUACGGAAGAAAACAGUCCAUAAGAAACGCAGUAAAAAAAUUAUCCCAUCAAUUCAAUUGAUACCUACAGUUAUUCCAUUUCAGGUCCUAAUAACCGUUACACACAUUUCGCCAAAUCUUUCAAACAUUCAACCACAAAGCAACCUCUUCAAAUAAAUAAAUUAACAAUUGGUUAAAACAGUCGAAUAUUUAAGUUUGCCAAAUUAAAAAUAUAAUAAAAACAAAUUAAUAAAUUCU